Molecule: messenger RNA, 868 nt
Organism: Neolamprologus brichardi
Lineage: Eukaryota; Metazoa; Chordata; Actinopteri; Cichliformes; Cichlidae
Source: RefSeq, a predicted model, not a curated record
GGAUGCUUUGUGAGGGAUUUUUUAGGACAGAAACAGGUAUAAAGAAAUGGUAUAAAGAAAAAAGCUAAGCUACUUCUUUUUUGGACAACAACAUGCUUACACACAAAGUUGUUCCAAGUGUAAAAAUAGAAAGUAAUUUUAAAAUGUCAUUUGUCUUUCUAACCACAAACAUUUCAGUUGAUAUGUGUUUCUUUUUUUUUCUAAAUGUUGAUUUAGGUCAAUAAUGGUGUCUACAGUGAGGAUUGAGAUCAUUCUCUCAGUUUACAUCAUUUCAUUCCUGAUCGGCUUCCCCUGUAAUCUCUUGGCUCUCUAUGCAUUUAGUACCAAGGUCCGUUCCAAGCCACGUCCAACAGACAUCCUGCUGCUUAAUUUGACCAUCUCCGACCUUCUGUUUUUGCUCAUCCUUCCUUUCAAGAUGCACAAGGCAGCAUCUGGUAUGAAGUGGGAUCUGCCCAACUUCAUGUGCUCCAUCACUUACUUCACAUUUUUCUCCACAAUCUACACCAGCUCCUUGCUGCUGAUGGCAGUCAGUGUGAUCCGCUACAUAGGAGUAGCAUUUCCUAUCAGCUAUCAUCUACUGCAGAAACCUGUGUAUACAAUUGUUAUCAGUGUUGCUGUUUGGCUCAUCUCAUCAGCACACUGCAGCAUUGUUUUCGUCAUCCAGCAUCACCCAUCUCUGGCCAGUAAUAACUCCAAUGCGUGUUAUGAACAGUUUUCAGAGAAGCAGUUGAAGAUCCUCCUCCCAGUACGUCUGGAGUUUUUCUUUGUACUCUGCCUCAUACCUCUUCUUAUUUGUGUUUACUGCUACUUGCGCUGCAUCUCGAUUCUGUACAGCCGUCCCAGGAUAUCCCAGAUGCAGAAACAGAAG